Molecule: messenger RNA, 1062 nt
Organism: Gigantopelta aegis
Lineage: Eukaryota; Metazoa; Mollusca; Gastropoda; Neomphalida; Peltospiridae
Exons: 4
Coding region: 79-705 (208 amino acids)
Source: RefSeq, a predicted model, not a curated record
AAUCGACCUAUCCUUACAGGACCAUAUCUUAUCCCCAAAAGUGCAUGGAAAGCCAAAGGAUUCACACUUGAUGAAACAAUGCCGAAUAACAUUCUAUUUGACCUUCGUAGUGGAUUGCAGUAUUUUGAGCCUAACACAUCUGAUAGCUAUAUACAGGUUGACCUUCAGCGACAGUUCUACCUGCAUUCGAUUAAGUUCAAUUCAAAGACAGGCAUACGUUUCAACUUAUAUCGAACAGAGGGGAUCGAACAGAAUUUCAAACAUAUUGGAAAAUAUGGUGGUGGACUCCAUAAUAUUAUACAUCCUACAAUUUCACCCUCGGUUAAAGUCAGAAGAAUACGGAUAAGGUGGAAGGAGUCUAGUUUUACACUUAAACUGGACCUGCUUGGCUGUCCUUCUGAACCAUUUGAUGGGGAAAACCCACAGUGUGGAACAAAGUCCAGUUUUUACCAUGUAACAGAAGUUGACAAAAUGUACGAGUGUGUGUACAAACAAUGUCCUCUGUCAAAGGUAACAUGUGGUUCAUACCCCCAUUAUUACCAGACAUUGAGUGAAUGUAAUGGACAAGAUGAAUGCUUUUCCAAUCCUUGUGAAAUGGGUGAAAUAUGUGUGCAGUACAAGACUAAUCACAAGUGUUACUGUCUAAAACGUCCUUGUGGUAAGUACAUGUUAGACCAAACCCUUUCACCUAACCCAUACCCAUAGCUUUGAUCAGAUUAACUGCUUUUUUAAUCCGUGUGAACAUGGUGAAAUGUGUGUGCACUACAAUACCAAUCACAAGUGUUAUUUUCUAAAACCUCCUUGUGAUAAGUACAUGUUAGACCAAACCCUUUCACCUAACCCAUUCCCCUAACCCUUUCCCCUAACCCAUUCCCCUAACCCAUUCACCAAACCCUUUCACCUAACCCAUUCACCUAACCCUUUCACCUAACCCAUUCACGUAACCCAUUCACCAAACUGUUUCACCUAACCCAUUCUUGUAACCCUUUCACCUAACCCUUUCACGUAACCCAUUCACCUAACCCUUUCACCUAACCCAUUCACGUAACCCAUUCACCUAAC